GAUCUUUUAAUCCGAGUGCUGGUAUCAUUUUCCCAUCAGUGAUAAAUCCUCAGGUUGCCGGACACUUACCGAUCUCUGUCUGGUCACUGUUCUAUACUCUUUUUUUUAUGAUUCGUCUCUUUCCAUCAGGCCAUUAUGUCAGCUGAGAAUGAAGGGCUGACCCAUUGUAAAAUUAUCCUGGUGUUCGCCAUCACUAUGGACCUCAUUGGGAUUACUAUACUCCUGGUGGGAGUCUUUGUCACUCUAGAAAUUAAAGGCCAAGACUUUGGUGAUCUGCUGGUCUACUCGGGCGUGCUGUUGGUCCUGACGUCUAUGAUCGCCUGGGUCAUGUGGUACAGCGGCAACAUUGAAGGCUUGAGCAUAACAAAGGACCUUGGAACUAAACACAGUGCUGUGGAUCGCCUAGCUCACACACUCAGUCUGCGCAUACGAGGGAGCCGUCACGCAAAAUAGGAUGACCUUUCGAGAGCUGAGACUUCCCUUACUGGGGUGUCAGAUUACCUUCAAUGCUCAAAUAUCCAGAAAUAGUAUACUGUAGGUAUAGUGGUGUGGUUUAUUAGUUAUCUUAAAUACAACAGUUUACUGACUACUGGCUGUACUUGUGAAUAUUAUUUAAAUAUUUAGUUGAUAGAAGUAGGAACUAACAACCUGAUAGUUUUGUGUUUAUUUAGAACUCUACACACACUCUAUAAUAUGGAUGUAUAUCGUGUGAAUGUACCAACAGUACAUAUGGGAACAGUUCUGGUUUAAUUCAUUCACUUUGAUAUCCCCUGUUAUAAACAUGUUGUAAAUAGUACAAUUUUACUGGUUUUACUGAGUAAUAACAGUAAAUUAUACCCAUAACAAUUCUGGCAAUUCUAGAUAAAGACUAUUCUAAUGUAAAUGUAGAUUUAAAAAAGGUAUUCGAAUGUAUAUACAGAUGGUGUUUUGUAUUUUUAAUAAAUAUUGUAUUUAAAAAAAGUAAAUUAAACUUUAA
Tachysurus vachellii is the source of this 976-nucleotide messenger RNA. Its product is annotated as transmembrane protein 238-like. The coding region runs from base 136 to 453 and encodes 105 amino acids. The transcript has a single exon. The record is from RefSeq and is a predicted model, not a curated record. Lineage: Eukaryota; Metazoa; Chordata; Actinopteri; Siluriformes; Bagridae.